CCCUGCCACAGCAACGGCUCUUCGGGUGCCUUCCCGCGCUCAGCAGCCCCUCUGAACCUCAGCUGGCUCCUCGCAGCUAACCUGUCGGGCCGGGUUUGGCAGUAGGGGUGGGCGGGAGCCUCCACCCUCCGAAUCCCCGCCCAGUCCCCAGCGGAGGCCUCGCCAAGCCCCAGCCGGCUCCCGGGGGCCCCAGGCCGUGUGGCAGAGUCCUCGGGGACGGGGACGAGCUCCCCUCAUCAGGACGGCCGGGCUGGGGGUGCCCUGCACAGCGAGGGCUGGGGCGAUGCCCCCAGGUGCCCUCUGAGGCCCACCUGCCAUGGCCCACUCCCUGGCCUGGUCCUGCUGUCCCUGGUGCCUGACCGAGGAGGAGAAGACGGCAGCCAGGAUCGACCAGGAGAUCAACAAAAUCCUCCUGGAGCAGAAGAAGCAGGACCGCGGGGAGCUGAAGCUGCUGCUGUUGGGGCCGGGCGAGAGCGGGAAGAGCACAUUCAUCAAGCAGCUGCGCAUCAUCCAUGGCGCCGGCUACUCGGAGGAGGACCGCAGGGGCUUCCGGCCGCUCGUCUACCAGAACAUCUUCGUGUCCAUGCAGGCCAUGAUCGACGCCAUGGAGCGGCUGCAGAUCCCCUUCAGCAGGCCGGAGAGCAAGCACCACGCCAGCCUGGUCAUGAGCCAGGACCCUUAUAAGGUGACCACGUUUGAGAAGCGCUAUGCAGUGGCCAUGCAGAGUCUGUGGCAGGAUGCGGGCAUCCGGGCAUGCUACGAGCGCAGGCGCGAGUUCCACCUGCUGGACUCCGCCAUUUACUACCUGUCCCAGCUGGAGCGCAUCACUGAGGAAUACUACAUCCCAACGGCCCAGGAUGUGCUGCGGAGCCGCAUGCCCACCACGGGCAUCAAUGAGUACUGCUUCUCCAUGCAGAAGACUAACCUGAGAAUUGUGGAUGUUGGCGGCCAGAAGUCGGAGCGCAAGAAAUGGAUUCACUGCUUCGAGAAUGUCAUCGCCCUUAUCUAUCUGGCGUCCCUAAGCGAGUACGACCAGCGCCUGGAAGAGAACAACGAGGAGAACCGCAUGAAAGAGAGCCUGGCCCUGUUCGGGACCAUCCUGGAGCUGCCCUGGUUCAAAAGCACCUCAGUCAUCCUGUUCCUGAACAAGACCGACAUCCUGGAAGAGAAGAUCCCCACCUCCCACCUGGCCACCUACUUUCCCAGCUUUCAGGGCCCCAAGCAGGACGCAGAAGCCGCCAAGAAGUUCAUUCUGGAGAUGUACACUGGGAUGUACAAGGGCUGCGUGGACGGCUCCGAGGGUAGCAAGAAGGGCCCACGCUCCCGCCGCCUUUUCAGCCACUACACGUGCGCCACGGACACGCAGAACAUCCGCAAGGUCUUCAAGGACGUGCGGGAUUCGGUGCUGGCCCGCUACCUGGACGAGAUCAACCUGCUGUGAUCUUCGUCCUGUGAACAGUGACACCUACCUGCUGGGCAGGUGGAUCCCAGACAUCAUUGCCACUCCAGCUGCAGGCUGCAGAAGAUUCCACCCGGGCUCUCUUCCUUGACUCAGUUUACCUCCUUGGAAAAUAGAGAUAGAGCAGAACGGCCAUUGAAGAUGCCCGGGGUGGGGGGAGGCGAAGACAUCAAGGGGCUUAAGAUGUGCACGAGUGGUGUCUCUUAGGGAGCCCACCUGCGGAUGUGUCCCAGGGACAGGCAUGUGGCGCUCCCCGGGGGUGACGCUCACCUGGGAUAACGGAAACCGUCUCCGGGAGCGGACUCUGGCGCCCUCUGGUGGACAGAGGCAGGAACGCGGCUGGAGGGUUAGCUAUUGUAUCUCCCCUGGCUAGGAGACAAGAUCGCUGAAAAGUGUCCGGUCCUCAGCCUCUAGCCUCAGUGUCCUGCCCUGGUUUGCUGAGGAGGAAAACCGAGGCACGCAUCAGGGUUUUCCUGCCUUCCAAGGCAGGGAUCCCGAUAUACACCAUGCAAAUAGCUUUCUGUAUUUAUUCCCUCACUUUUUGAGGUAGGCAUUAAAGAAAGGACACGCCAGACACCUGUGUUUCUUAGGACCGGUGUCACCAGCUUUCUGUUGUUCCCCACCCUCACCCCAUUCUCUCUUCCGAUUGCCUGUGCAGGUGCAGAAGUGUAGGGGAGGGGCGACAACCUGUCAGGAGGAGGAGGAGCAUCCUGCUUGUUAUCUAUCCAGUUGGGUGGGCUCCGCGCCUGGAGCUCCACUGGAUGGUGGCAGUUUGAGGAAGAGAUCAGAGUCUCAGCAGCAGUGGUAGUGCACGCUUGUCUUCCCAGCCCUCGGGAGGCUGAGGCAGGAGAAUCACUGAGAGUUGGAGGCCACCCUGAGGUACACAGUGAGACCCUAUCUCAGAAAAAAACUCAGACUGUGACCUCUACCUGGAUUGAGGGGCCCCUCCUGUGGCUGCCCACCUCAAAGUGCCACACAGCUUCGAUGAGGAUGAAAGUGGUGGCAGCUCCUGCAUCCCGGGGGAGGCCCAGCUGUCUCACGCUGUACCCCACCCGUCAUUCAGCAGUGGAGGCUAAGGCCCAGAGAAAUGAUUUGGCCGGUGUUGUCCAACUCAGAGGUGACAGGGCCAACAUUCUGGUCACUCAUUCAACAUGGUUGCUUUGACUUUUAAAAAGUUUACGUUUCACACUGUGCCUGACGGUGCCUACCUGUCAUCCCAGCACUCUGGGAGGCUGAGGCACGAGGAGCACCACAAGUUUGAGGUUAGCCUGGACUACAUAGUAAGUUUAAGGCCAGCUUGACUUGCAUAGUUGUCUCAAGAUAACAAAGAUCUGGGGGUGUAGCUGAGUGUGAAACUGCCGGGUUCAAAUCCCCAGUGCUUCCCCCUUAAAAAAAAAAGUCUCCCUUGGGACUUGGGUGUUUCUGUCAUGGUCAACUGGGAUUAUGGGUUUGAGUGUUGAGACCACAGAGCGUCUGUCAGGCUCCUUCUCAGUGUAUGCUCU
Messenger RNA from Octodon degus (degu), 2961 nucleotides. RefSeq names its product G protein subunit alpha 15 (gene Gna15). Gene Ontology annotation, biological process: action potential; adenylate cyclase-modulating G protein-coupled receptor signaling pathway; phospholipase C-activating dopamine receptor signaling pathway. The record is from RefSeq and is a predicted model, not a curated record. Gene Ontology annotation, molecular function: G-protein beta/gamma-subunit complex binding; G protein-coupled receptor binding; guanyl nucleotide binding. The coding region runs from base 317 to 1441 and encodes 374 amino acids. Lineage: Eukaryota; Metazoa; Chordata; Mammalia; Rodentia; Octodontidae. The transcript has 7 exons. Gene Ontology annotation, cellular component: heterotrimeric G-protein complex.